Messenger RNA from Capsella rubella, 1940 nucleotides. Its product is annotated as 65-kDa microtubule-associated protein 8. The record is from RefSeq and is a predicted model, not a curated record. Lineage: Eukaryota; Viridiplantae; Streptophyta; Magnoliopsida; Brassicales; Brassicaceae. Gene Ontology annotation, biological process: microtubule cytoskeleton organization. Gene Ontology annotation, cellular component: cytoplasm; spindle. The coding region runs from base 68 to 1834 and encodes 588 amino acids. Gene Ontology annotation, molecular function: microtubule binding. The transcript is spliced from 11 exons.
CAAUAGCACAAAGCUCAUAACUCAUAACAUUGCAAAAAAAAACAUUGGAGAAUUCAUCCAUCUGAAGAUGGGUUCCCUUCAGACACCGAUAGGAAUGAGAAGCUCCUCGUUGUUAGAUACAUCCUGCGGAUAUUUUCUCAGAGAGUUACAGAUGAUAUGGGAUGAAGUUGGAGAAGAUAAGUUUGAGAGAGAAAAAGUGUUGCUUGAUAUAGAGCAGGAAUGUGUAGAGGCUUACCGGAGAAAAGUUGACCAGGCCAAUGUUUCGAGGUCUCGUCUACAUCAAGAGCUGGCGGAAUCUGAAGCCGAACUCACCCACUUUCUUUUGUGCCUCGGUAAAAGAUCAGUACCUGGAAGGCCGGAAAAAAAGGGAGGAACAUUGAGAGAGCAGCUGGAUUCUAUUGCGCCUGCACUGCGUGAGAUGAGGCUGCGGAAAGAUGAGAGAGUGAAGCAGUUCCGAACUGUCAAAGGGGAAAUUCAGAAAAUUUCAGCAGAAAUAGCAGGUAGAUUGACAUAUGAAGACUCAUCUAGACAGAUAACCAUAGAUGACAAUGAUCUUUCUGAUAAGAAACUUGAGGAAUAUCAGAACGAACUGCAUAGGCUCAAUGAUGAGAAGAAUGAGAGACUACAGAAGGUUGAAAUAUACAUAUGUGCCAUUCGAGAUCUAUCAGCAACAGUGGGAACAGAAGCAUCAAUGAUCAUAACAAAGAUUCACCCAAGCCUAAACGACCUCUAUGGAAUAUCCAAAAACAUCAGUGAUGAUAUCUUAAAAAAGCUCAAUGGCACUGUUGUGUCUCUCGAGGAGGAAAAGCACAAGCGCCUUGAAAAGCUUCACCAUCUUGGAAGAGCUUUAUCGAACCUGUGGAAUUUAAUGGAUGCAUCUUAUGAAGAUCGUCAAAAGUUUUCUCACAUCAUUGAUUUACUGUCAUUCGCACCAUCAGAUGUGUGUGCUCCUGGCAGCAUUACAUUGGACAUAAUUCAGCAGGCUGAGGCUGAAGUCCAGAGACUAGAUCAACUGAAAGCAAGCAGAACCAAAGAACUUUUCUUCAAGAAGCAAAAAGAACUUGAAGAUACAUGCAAGAUAUCACAUAUGGAGACUCCAUCAACUGAAAUGGGAAAUAUAACAAACCUAGUAGACUCUGGGGAAAUUGACCAUGUCGACCUUCUCACCGCCAUGGAUGAAAAGAUAGCAAUUGCAAAAGAAGAAGCAGCAAGUAGAAAAGGAAUAAUUGAAAAAGUGGAUAGGUGGAUGUUAGCUCGUGAUGAAGAGCGCUGGCUAGAAGACUAUGACCAGGACGAGAAUCGGUACUCGGUAAGUAGAAACGCUCAUCGAAACCUAAGGAGAGCAGAGCGGGCACGCAUAACAGUUAGCAAAAUCACAGGAUUAGUGGAAUCUAUAUUGGUUAAGACUAAGAGCUGGGAAACAGAAAGACAGAAAGUCUUCCUGUACGAUGAGGUACCUCUUGUGGCAAUGUUACAAGAAUACAAUAAGCUGAGGCAGGAAAAAGAAGUGGAGAAGCAAAGGCUCCGGGAAAUGAAGAAGAUGAUCAUUCCAAAACCGGUGGCAGAGCCAGAUAACUUUUAUAUGGCAAGGCCAGCUACCAGCAACCGUCGAAUAUCAAACCGAAGCAUCAAUGGUGGAUAUGGCAGUGCAAGUCCUAUAAACAGAAAGUAUUCAGGAGGAUUCAACAAUGCUAGUAAUUACACAGCCCUUGGCACAUCAAUGAGAAGAGAAAACAUAAAGAGCCAAGCAUCAAAAAUACCUUUCCUUAGGCCGCUUAACCGUGACGACACAACUUCAGUUGUAUCACUGUUUUCAGGUCCAAUGUCUCCUUGAGAGACUUUUAAUUUCACAUGUUUUCACAUUCAAAAAUAAAAUUAAUAUUUCCUGUAACAACAAUUGACUUGAAGUUAUGACUUUUGGGAUAUGUGUGUCAAACAAA